Molecule: messenger RNA, 249 nt
Organism: Penicillium hordei
Lineage: Eukaryota; Fungi; Ascomycota; Eurotiomycetes; Eurotiales; Aspergillaceae
Exons: 1
Coding region: 1-249 (82 amino acids)
Source: RefSeq, a predicted model, not a curated record
AUGUCACCUCGUUUCGUUUUGCCUUCCUACCUGGCUCGUCUGGUCCUGUCGGUUUUGGACCGUGGAGCCGAUCCCGAUCCUGCAACCCCACUGGCUUGCCUGGAUACCAAGUACAAUGCAAAUGGCAGGCUGUAUGUUGGGUAUUGUCGUUUCAGCGUGGAUGCUACCAACCGAAUAUCUGGCGGCGGGUAUAUUUUGACGCCGCUAGACUGGGCCCGUGGGAGAGGCCACUGCAGUUGUGCGUCUUGA